AUGGCCCUCGCGGGCUUUGAGGACUUUGACAUGGACGACCUGCAGCAGCCAGAGGAGGAGCAGCCACCACCACUGCAACAGGCGGCGCUACUGCCUGCAGCACCCUCCCUGCCGCCAUCGCUCGCGCCAAAGCCGCCAGCGCCCUCGCUGGCGCCGUCCCUGGCACCAUCCUUGAUGCCGAGCCUUGCUCCCAGCCUCGCGCCCAGCCUCGCGCCCAGCCUUGCUCCCAGCCUCGCGCCCAGCCUGGCGCCCAGCCUGGCACCCAGCCUGGCGCCCUCCCUCGCACGGCCAGCAGCAGGCGGCGGUCCGGCGGCGGCCGGCGCAGCGGCCGCUGCGGCCGCUGCGCCGGCUGGCGGCGGCGGCUACAGCUGGCUGGAGGCGGCCACGGCUGCGGCGGAGCCGGAUGACGAGGCGGGUGACGGCUGGGCUGACCUGGACGAGGCGCUGGGCCUGGAUGACGACGGCGAGGGCGGGGCGGGCGGCGGCAGCCAGCACGGCGGCGGCCGUGAGGAGGAGGGGCGGCGGGGUGGUGGCGGCUCGCGGCGGGCGCGGCGGGGGGGCGGCGAGGGCGACGUUGACUCUGACGACCUGGGGCUGGAUGACGCGGGGGCUGACGAGGACGGCGGCGGCGCGGGGCAGACCCCUGAGCCAGAGAAGGACCGCUUGGAUGACAUGCAGGUGGUGGACGAGGAGCACACCGCCACAGUCCGCCAAGUUAUGGCAUCGAUGGAUGAUGCGCAGUACGAGCGGUUUGUGGCCUUCAACAACGCGCGCCUCAACAGCAGAUCAAUGAAAAAGCUGGUGUCAACCCUGACGCGCUCCGACAAGGUGGACCCCCUGCUGCUGCUGGCCCUGGGCUCCAUCACCAAGGCCUUCCUGGGGGAGCUGGUGGAGCAGGGCUCGGCGUAA
Monoraphidium neglectum is the source of this 909-nucleotide messenger RNA. RefSeq lists its product as hypothetical. The transcript has 5 exons. The record is from RefSeq and is a predicted model, not a curated record. Bases 1 to 909 code for a protein of 302 amino acids. NCBI's taxonomy places the organism in Eukaryota, Viridiplantae, Chlorophyta, Chlorophyceae, Sphaeropleales, Selenastraceae. Gene Ontology annotation, biological process: transcription initiation at RNA polymerase II promoter. Gene Ontology annotation, cellular component: nucleus. Gene Ontology annotation, molecular function: protein heterodimerization activity.